UUAUUUUAUUAUAAUUUACAGAAACAGAGAUUAUAGAAAAAAACAUCCGGGAUUUUUUCCUGUGAUUGAUUUUGUUCUUUAAAGUGACCACAGGGGGGCGACAAAACACAGCCUGUAUUCAGCAACUGUAUUUGCUGAGUCAUCUGUGAUUUUCACACAUCAUCAUCAUCUUCAUCACACACACACACACACACACACACCCCUUGCGGUGUUUUCCGGGAUCAUGGCACCACCGCUGCUUCCACCCGGGAUCAGCAGCAGCAGCAGCAGCGGCGUCAUCAUCAUCAUCAGCAGCAGCAGCAGCCAUGUCUGACCAUCACCGGUCGGGACAGUAGAGUUUUAUUUUACACCGAGAGAGAAAAAAGGGUGAAAAAACAAUGCGCUCGCAGAGGCGCGGAGACACCGUGACGCUACGUCAUUGACGCAUGUGACAGGGAAACACGCGUUUUCAGGGAUUUUUCUGUUACUGGAAAGCGGAGUUGGAGGAAGUCUAAGUCUUGUCGCAGUCUAUCAGCAGCAGCAGCAGCAGCGUGGUGGCGCGUGGAUUACCGUGGACAAUAGUCUCAGCAGCACAAACACCAGCAGCCUGUGGGCGUUGGUGGCACCGCUGAGAAGAUGGACAGGAUGAAGAUAAUCAAGCGUCGUCUGUCCAUGUCUCUACGCAGCGCUCGACCCGUCGACGACUCGCUUUCUGAACUGGCCGAACAGAUAACACUGGACGAGUCGACGGUGGCCAGAGACAACGAGCCGGUGGUGGUGUGCUCCUUGCACCCUCCUGCCUCCCACAGUGCUCCCUCCUUCCUGCGUCAGUACGCCGGUCAUCUGGGUCGCACCGCGCUGCGCAGAGAACCGGGCGGAGGCCUGGAAAGAGACAGAGCCUUCCUGAGUCUGCACAGGACUGGAUCCCUGGGUAUCGUACACGAGAACGUGAAGAUGGGUUCAGACGGAGAGAGCGACCAGGCGUCAGGGACGUCGUCUGACGAGGUCCAGAGUCCAGUCAGGGUCCGGAUGAGGAACAACCACCAUCGACGCAUCUCUAAUGAAGACAUAAACAAGCGUCUGUCUCUCCCGGCUGAUAUCAGACUACCUGAAGGAUAUUUGGAGAAGUUUGCGAUGAACAGUCCGCCCUUCGACAAACCCAUGAGUCGCAGACUACGACGAGCUUCACUGUCGGAGAUCGGCUUUGGGAAACUGGAGACCUACAUCAAACUGGACAAACUUGGAGAGGGAACCUACGCCACGGUGUUCAAGGGUCGCAGCAAGUUAACGGACAAUUUAGUGGCUUUGAAGGAAAUCAGGCUGGAGCACGAGGAGGGCGCCCCCUGUACGGCCAUCAGAGAAGUGUCUCUGCUGAAAGACUUGAAACACGCCAACAUCGUCACACUUCAUGACAUCAUCCACACGGACAAGUGUCUCACACUGGUGUUUGAGUACCUGGAAAAAGACUUGAAACAGUACAUGGACGACUGUGGCAGCAUCAUGAGUGUUCACAACGUCAAGAUCUUUCUGUUCCAGCUGUUACGAGGUCUGGCGUACUGUCACCGCAGGAAAGUCCUGCACCGAGACCUGAAACCUCAGAACCUGCUCAUCAACGACCGAGGAGAACUCAAACUGGCUGACUUUGGUUUGGCUCGAGCGAAGUCUGUUCCCACCAAAACGUACUCAAAUGAAGUCGUGACGCUGUGGUACCGCCCACCUGAUGUUCUGCUGGGCUCCACCGAGUACUCCACACCCAUCGACAUGUGGGGUGUGGGAUGUAUCUUUUAUGAAAUGAUCACAGGCAGACCGUUGUUCCCUGGAUCGACUGUGGAGGAUGAACUUCACCUCAUAUUCCGCAUCCUUGGGACUCCUACAGAAGACACUUGGCUCGGCGUCACCACCAACGAUGAGUUUAAAACGUACAAUUUCCCUCAGUACAAAGCAGAACCUCUCGUUAACCACGCCCCCAGAAUCGACAGCGAUGGUCACGACCUUCUGUCGAUGCUUCUCCAGUUUGACGCAAAAAAGCGAGUUUCAGCCGAGGACGCACAGAAACACUCGUACUUCAGGACUCUGGGAGACCAGGUCCAGACGCUGGCCGACACCGCCUCCUUGUUCUCAGUCAAAGGCGUGGAGCUGCACAAAGACCCGGGGAAGAGAUCGUCAGUUUAUCCAGAGUCAAUUCUUCCAGAGAGAAUCAGCCAAUCACAGACCUCAGAGUCACAGUCUGUCGUCCACCUCUACUGGCUGAGUGUUUCUCUUCAGGUUCUUGCAGCGAGAGCUGUAGCCUCUCAGGGGAAGAGCAGGAGACAGAGUGUGUUGUUUUAGACGCUGAGGACAGGAGGACACAUGGAGUUGGCCCCGCCCCCCCGAGACACACAUUCACUGACCCUGAGACACUGAAGGAGUGAUAAACACUGAAAAAGACAGUAAAAACACACACACACACCUAAGGCUGAAGAAUUCAUACUUUAUUAAAGAUAUAAAUUAAAAAGACUUGAAGUUCAACCUUAAAGAUGGAAAAACGUGAAAACCUUGGAGAUUCUCCCACGUCGCUGCCGCCGCCGCUGCUGCUAUUACCUCCACUGACCAGGAGAGGGCAGCAACUAAGGAAGUGGUUGAACUCAAACAGAAGUGAGAGGAUGAAGGAGUGAACGCAGACGAAGAGAAACAUACGACUCUGAAGGUGAAGGUUUUUGUGUUGUUCAUUAAGAGACACACACACACACACACACUCUGAUAGUUCCGUUUUUUGAAGUGUGUAAAAAGCAAACUCAUCUGAAAUGUAAUUGUGUAGUGAAACAGUUAAAUUCACUCACACAGGAUUUUUUAGCCAUUCAACAAAAAUCUAAGGUAAUAAAAUCUGCGUCAGCUGAAGUCUACGAUAUCUUGUUCACGACUUUUCCAACAAGAAACUGAAGUUCGUAAACCACACACACACACACACACACACACACACACACACACACACACACACACUUCCACACCAAAGUCCAUAGAGAAAAUCCGUGCUUUUAACAUCACACACACAGGAGUAGUUGAUCCACUGCUGCCUCCAUCACUGAGUUCAAAUGUCUAAUUUUGUCACUUAAGUGUUUGAAAUCCAACCUUCAGAUUGACCUCAGUGACACAAAGUGACCACACGAGGCAGCAGAGGACCAGCAGCUCAAAUUUACUGAUUUUCUCUGAGAUUUGGUGUGGGGGGUGAAACUUGAGUUUCCUGUCAGAAAAGGAAGUCUCAUACAGAAACAAAGAGGCUGCAGCCAUGUUUCCUUCAUGUCUCACACUGCACUGAAAACACUGAACUGUCCCUUUAAGUGUGUUUUGCUCAUAAGAGUUUACAAAGAAAAGGUUUAGCACCUUAUUGUCCACUGGUGAUCAGGGUGAUUGUCAUGACCUUGUGACCUCAUCAGGGUGUCCAAGCUCGGACCAAAAUAAUUGACCAAAAGAACAUCAUCUGUCACUCACACUCUCUCACACACACAUGCACUCUCACAUACACACGCAUGCUCUUUGCACCUGUUUUACCUCUUCACAUCAAUCAUUAGCCCCGCCUCCUUGUGCCCAGCUCCACCUGUGUUUCUUUUUUCUUUUUUUAAAUCUGUAAAUCUGUGAUGAAUCCAGAUGAAUUCAGGCUCUCACUGGAUCAUGUGACUGCCGGACAUGUUGCACAUUCCCUCGAGCUCAGGACUUACAGGACUUAAUGCUAGUGUCGUGUUAUGAGCGCCCCGCCCCCUUCCUUCUCAGACUCCUCCCCCGUGUAGAGCAGAGUAAAUGGUUUGUCAGUUUAUUGUCGAGUAAACUCUGUUCUGCGAGGCUCUAAAACACUGACAGACGAGUAAACUCUGUUCUGCGAGGCUCUAAAACACUGACAGACGAGUAAACUCUGUUCUGCGAGGCUCUAAAACACUGACAGACUAGUAAACUCUGUUCUGCGAGGCUCUAAAACACUGACAGACUAGUAAACUCUGUUCUGCGAGGCUCUAAAACACGGACAGACGAGUAAACUCUGUUCUGUGAGGCUCUAAAACACGGACAGACGAGUAAACUCUGUUCUGUGAGGCUCUGAAACACUGACAAAUGAGAAAAACUAAUUUCUGCGAGGCUCUAAAACACUGACAGACGAGUAAACUCUGUUCUGCGAGGCUCUGAAACACUGACAGAUGAGUAAACUCAUUUCUGCGAGGCUCUAAAACACUGACAGACGAGUAAACUCUGUUCUGCGAGGCUCUAAAACACUGACAGACGAGUAAACUCUGUUCUGCGCGGCUCUGAAACACUGACAGACGAGUAAACUCUGUUCUGCGAGGCUCUAAAACACUGACAGAUGAGUAAACUCUGUUCUGCGAGGCUCUAAAACACUGACAGACGAGUAAACUGUGUUCUGCGAGGCUCUAAAACACUGACAGAUGAGUAAACUCUGUUCUGCGAGGCUCUAAAACACUGACAGACGAGUAAACUGUGUUCUGCGAGGCUCUAAAACACUAGCAGAUGAGUAAACUGUUCUGUGAGGCUCUAAAACACUGACAGACGAGUAAACUGUUCUGUGAGGCUCUAAAACACUGACAGACGAGUAAACUCUGUUCUGCGAGGCUCUAAAACACUGACAGACGAGUAAACUCUGUUCUGCGAGGCUCUGAAACACUGACAAUUGAGAAAAACUAAUUUCUGCGAGGCUCUAAAACACUGACAGACGAGUAAACUCUGUUCUGCGAGGCUCUAAAACACGGACAGACGAGUAAACUCUGUUCUGUGAGGCUCUGAAACACUGACAAAUGAGAAAAACUAAUUUCUGCGAGGCUCUAAAACACUGACAGACGAGUAAACUCUGUUCUGCGAGGCUUUAAAACACUGGCAGACAAGUAAACUCUGUUCUGCAAGGCUCUAAAACACUGACAGACGAGUAAACUCUGUUCUGCGAGGCUCUAAAACACUGACAGACGAGUAAACUCUGUUCUGCGCGGCUCUGAAACACUGACAGACGAGUAAACUCUGUUCUGCGAGGCUCUAAAACACUGACAGACGAGUAAACUCUGUUCUGCGAGGCUCUGAAACACUGACAAUUGAGAAAAACUAAUUUCUGCGAGGCUCUAAAACACUGACAGACGAUUAAACUCUGUUCUGCGAGGCUCUAAAACACGGACAGACGUGUAAACUCUGUUCUGUGAGGCUCUGAGACACUGACAAAUGAGAAAAACUAAUUUCUGUGAGGCUCUAAAACACUGACAGACGAGUAAACUCUGUUCUGCGAGGCUUUAAAACACUGGCAGACAAGUAAACUCUGUUCUGCGAGGCUCUAAAACACUGACAGACGAGUAAACUCUGUUCUGCGAGGCUCUGAAACACUGACAGACGAGUAAACUCUAUUCUGCGAGGCUCUAAAACACUGACAGACGCGUAAACUCUGUUCUGCAAGGCUCUAAAACACUGACAGAUGAGUAAACUGUUCUGCGAGGCUCUAAAACACUGACAGACGAGUAAACUCUGUUCUGCGAGGCUCUAAAACACUGACAGACGAGUAAACUCUGUUCUGCGAGGCUCUAAAACACUGACAGACGAGUAAACUCUGUUCUGCGCGGCUCUGAAACACUGACAGACGAGUAAACUCUGUUCUGCGAGGCUCUAAAACACUGACAGAUGAGUAAACUCUGUUCUGCGAGGCUCUAAAACACUGACAGACGAGUAAACUCUGUUCUGCGCGGCUCUGAAACACUGACAGACGAGUAAACUCUGUUCUGCGAGGCUCUAAAACACUGACAGACGAGUAAACUGUGUUCUGCAAGGCUCUAAAACACUAGCAGAUGAGUAAACUGUUCUGUGAGGCUCUAAAACACUAGCAGAUGAGUAAACUCUGUUCUGCAAGGCUCUAAAACACUGGCAGACGAGUAAACUCUGUUCUGCGAGGCUCUAAAACACUGACAGACGAGUAAACUGUGUUCUGUGCGGCUCUGAAACACUGACAGACAAGUAAACUCUCUGUUCUGCGCGGCUUUAAAACACUGACAUGGGCGUGGUUAUUGCUCACACCAACAUAAACCUGUAACAUUCCCUUAGCUAGUACGUAAAAGAGACUGUAGAUGAAACACUGCCACUGCCGCUGGCAUCAGGAGCAGAUGGUUUAGGCGACAAAAAACUCAAACCUCCUGAGGAUUCAGCCGCAGGAUGCAGACACUUUGUCGUCUUAUGUUGCGACUGCCAAAUACUACAGGACCAAAAAGUCGAUCCUCCAACACAGGUGUCCAUUUAAGCACACGACUGUUAUGCUGCUUUCACACCAAACGUGAAUUUUGGUGUUGCCGUUAGUCAUUCGAGCCACAGGAACCGCCACCGUCAUCAACUUCUUCACCAACCAUUUGCCGCCCUCUCUCCUUGGCCCGGUACCUGUCGUCGAGCUCCAGGUGCUCAUUCACACAAUUUACGACACGGAGUCUGUGUCUACUCGCGUACAUUCGUUCACUUUGUAUGUAAAUGCUACAUGCCAUCGUCUCCUGAUAGCAUGGAGCUCGACAUCUCCUGCAGACCUCAGUCUGACCUGACCCUACCAGGUGAGGGCAGCAGCAGCAGCAGCAUGGUCAGUUCAGUCCAGUUUAUUCUUCAGGUGAACACCCAGGUUUAAACUCAGUUUAAAGUAUGUGACGUCCAGCUCUCCCAUGUCGUCACAAAAUGUGCAAAAAUGAUCUUGCGAUGCGUCACACACCAUAAAACACACAAAUCAGCUGACAUGUACUGUAUCUGAGAGACAACUGGGCGGCGGCGGCGGUCAGAAGGACAGAGUGUGACUGGAUAUGUAGCAUGUACAUAGACGAGCCCUCACUCUGUAUAUAAACAUGUACAGGUUUGAUACAACUGUUCACAUUCUGGCUCUUUUUCUUAAAUUUUUCUUUAUUGAAUUUCUUUAUAUCAUAGCAAUAUUUUCUGUAAUCAAUAAAAAGACAAGGUAAAAGGAUGAUUAGCAUUUUAUUUAGAGAAGGGAUAAUGACUGUGAAUGAUGAAACUGUGAGACUUGACUUAACUGAUGAUGAUGAUGACGACAGGUUAUUGUUAUUAUUAUUUUAUGUUUUUACGCUGUUUUUUGCUUUUAAACAUGCUGGAUCCAAAAGGCUGGAGUGACGACGUAUCACGAUGCAAAAGAGUACUAGGCAUGUUCUGUGUGUGUGUGUGUGGGCUGUUUGAGCACAGACCUUCAGAAGUUUAUGGGAUGUUAAUACCUAAUAAAAAAAAUUCUUUAGGU
Molecule: messenger RNA, 7210 nt
Organism: Solea solea (common sole)
Lineage: Eukaryota; Metazoa; Chordata; Actinopteri; Pleuronectiformes; Soleidae
Product: cyclin-dependent kinase 17-like
Exons: 19
Coding region: 616-2307 (563 amino acids)
Biological process (GO): protein phosphorylation; neuron projection development; exocytosis
Cellular component (GO): cytoplasm; synaptic vesicle; nucleus
Molecular function (GO): protein kinase activity; ATP binding
Source: RefSeq, a predicted model, not a curated record